AAUUAAAUGCGAAACGACUACACCGACAUGUGUACCGAGUUCAUUUCCCGCUUUCUGAACAAGCUUCUCAAAAAAGCUCUUUAGCUUCUUUUCGGGUUUUUAGGUUUUAUUUUUCUCUAAAAAUUAGAAACCCUCUGCUUCGUAAUGACAAUCCUUAAUCCGCAAGUCAACGAGAAUCCAAGAAAGAAGAUUAGGUUAACCAAAGAACAAAAAGAAAACGAAAGAGCAGGUGCUCGCCUUUAUACUAUUAUAAAGGUUUCUCGAGAUGAGGACUUUUGUGAACAAAUUGGGAGGGAUAUCUAUUUUGACCUUGUUGAUCAUGACAAGGUUCGCAGUUUUCGUAUUCAGAAACAGAUGUCUUUUAAACUUUUCAAGGAGGAGGUUGCUAAAGAGCUUGGUGUACCUGUGCAAUUUCAGCGUUUUUGGUUAUGGGCGAAGCGUCAAAAUCAAUCUUACCGUCUAAACCGACUCUUAACAUUUCAAGAGGAGACAAAAUCUGUUGGAAAGUUGAGAGAAGAACUUAAAACGGCUCAAAAUGCGGAGCUAAAUUUGUUCCUGGAAGUAAACAAUUACCAUGGGGCGGUAAUUGUUUUUAGAUAUGAGAAUCAGUUUCUUGAUUAUGGACCUUGUAUUGUUCAGUGUUUUCACUUAUGUGCUCUACAGGGAUUACAUCCUAUUCCUCCACCUGACAUAACACAACAAGAUGUACUUCUCUUCUUCAAGCUUUAUGAUGCGCAAAAAGAAAAACUGCGAUAUGUGGGGAGACUUUUUGUGAAGGACAGUGGUAAGCCUGCGGAAAUUCUUAAAAAGCUCAAUGAGAUGGCUGGAUUCUCUCCAGAUGAAAAAAUAGAACUUUAUGAGGAAAUAAAGUUUGAGCCCACAGUUAUGUGUGAGCACAUAGAAAAGGAAUUCACAUUCCACCAUAGCCAGCUUGAGAAUGGGGAUAUUAUUUGUUUCCAGAAACCGCCUCCAGCCGAUAGUCUGACACGAUGCCGUUAUCCAGAUGUUCCUUCUUUUCUAGAAUAUAUUCUUAACCGUUGGGUUGUACGCUUCCAAUCUCUGGAGAAACCGAAGAAAGAUGAUUUCGUUCUUGAGCUGUCGAAGGUAUUAACUUAUGAUAAUGUCACGGAAAGAAUUGCUCAGCAUCUUGGUUUGGAUGACCCAACCAAAAUCAGACUUACUCUUCGCAACUGUUACUCGCAGCAACCUAUAGUCCAAGCCAUUAAGUACCAAGGUUUUCACCACUUGUCCGAGAUAUUAAGUUACCGCAACCAGAUAUCUAAUAUUUUGUACUACGAAGUCUUGGACAUCCCUCUACCAGUGUUGCAAGGUUUAAAAACUCUGAAUGUUUCUUUUCAUCAUGCUGAAAAAGAUACUGUCAUUCACAAAAUUAGACUUCCAAACACAAGUACAGUAGGCGAUGUGCUUAAUGAUCUGAAGACAAAGGUUGAGCUGUCUCAUACGGAACUCAGAUUGCUUAAAGUGUUCAACCACAUGAUCUUUAAGGUUUUUCCACUUAGUGAAAAAAUCGAGAACAUAAAAGCUCAGUACUUUACACUACGUGCAGAGGAGAUUCUAUUGGAGGAGAAGAACUUGGGUCCUCAGGAUUGCUUGGUUCAUGUUCAUCACUUCACAAAAGAUGCAUCUGAUCCCCAAAAGGUAAAGAAUUUUGGGAAACCAUUUUUAUUGAUCAUCCGUGAAGGACACACAUUAGCUGAAGUCAAGUUGGGUAUUCAGAAGAAAUUGAAUGCUCCCGACGAGGAAUUCACAAAGUGGAAGUUUGCAAUUCUAUCUUUGGGUCAGCCUGAUUACCUUAGUGACAUGGACAUAGUAUCCAAUCGUUUUCUGAGAAGAGAUAUUUGUGGAGCUUCGGACCAGUACCUUGGCUUGGAGCAUUCUGACAGUUUUCAAGUUUGGUGUACCUUACAAUUUCAGCGGUUUUGGUUAUGGGCAAAGCGUCAAAAUCAUACUUAUCGUCCAAACCGGCCGUCAAUGCCUCGUGAGGAGACACAAUAUGUUGGACAGUUGAGAGAAGUUUCAGAUAAGGACAAUGCGGAACUAAAGUUGUACUUGGAAAUAGAGCUUGGGCCGGAAUCACAUCCCAUUCCUCCUCCUGAUAGAACAAAAGAAGAUAUUCUUCUUUUUUUCAAGCUUUAUGAUGCUGAAAAAGAAGAACUUCUGUAUGUGGGGAGACUCUUUGUGAAGGGUAGUGGUAAGCCCUUGGAAAUUCUUAAAAAGCUUAAUGAGAUGGCUGGGUUUUCUCCGGAUGAAGAACUUUACGAGGAAAUAAAGUUUGAGCCCACAGUUAUGUGUGAGCACAUAGACAAGAAGCUCACAUUCCGUGCUAGCCUGCUUGAAAAUGGAGACAUUAUUUGCUUCCAGAAGCCUGCUUCAGUUGAUAGUAUAACACUAUGCCGCUAUCCUGAUGUUCCUUCUUUUCUGGAAUAUGUUCAUAACCGUCAGUUUGUGCAUUUCCUAUCUUUGGAGAAGCCAAAGGAAGAUGAUUUUUGUUUAGAGCUGUCAAAGGUCUUAACAUAUGAUGAUGUCACGGAAAGAGUUGCUCGCCAUCUUGGUUUGGAGGACCCAACCAAGAUCAGACUUACCCCUCAUAACUGUUGCUCUCAGCAACCUAAACCCCAAGCUAUUAAGUACCAAGGUGUUGACCAGUUGUCUGAGAUGUUGGUUCACUACAAUCAGACAUCUGAUAUUUUGUAUUACGAAGUCUUGGACAUCCCUCUACCAGAGUUGCAAGGUUCGAAAACUCUAAAGGUUGCAUUCCAUCAUGCAACAAAAGAAGAUACGGUUGUUCAUAGUAUUAGACUUCCAAAACAAAGCACAGUAGGUGACGUGAUUAAUGAUCUGAAGACAAAGGUUGAGCUGUCUCAUCCCGAUGCGGAACUUAGAUUGUUGGAAGUUUUCUACCACAAGAUUUAUAAGAUUUUUCCGCUUAGUGAAAUGAUCGAGAACAUCAAUGAUCAAUACUGGACGCUACGUGCAGAGGAGAUUCCAGAGGAGGAGAUGAACUUGGGUCCUCGGGAUCGCUUGAUUCAUGUUUAUCAUUAUCACUUCACAAAAGAUGCAUCUCAAAGCCAAAUGGUACAAAAUUUUGGGGAACCAUUUCUAUUCAUAAUUCAUGAAAGAGAGACUUUAGGUGCAGUCAAAUUGCGGAUACAGAAGAAAUUGCAGGUUCCUGACGAGUGGAAGUUCGCAUUUAUAUCAUUGGGUCGACCUGAGUACCUUCAGGACUCAGAUAUAGUGUCCAGCCGUUUUCAGAGGAGAGAUGUUUUUGGAGUUUGGGAGCAGUACCUUGGCUUGGAGCAUUCCGACAGUCCCUGGAAAAGAGGUUAUCCAACCAAUCAGCGGAAAGCGGCUGAGUUAAUUGGUUUGCGUCCGUAUAAUACUGAAGGUCCGAAAGGACCAACACCAGAUGAGAUUGAAGUUUUUGCAUCAGGUGAUAUAAGUUCCUUGCUCAAUUAUCCAACUGCUGGUCAAUAUUUUCUACCAGAGGAACAUCACCAAGGCGUUCUUGAUGAGAAAUAUGAAGACAUCGGAGGGUUCUGUGUUCUGAAAGCCCAAGCGCCUUUGUAUAGGAAGAUAUGGUUAAGAUAUGGGCAUAUUGCUACAAAUCAAGUUCUGAAAGACUUGUAUUCUACGCAAGUCACACUAGUUACCAAUAUAAUGGCUUUAAUUAUGGAUAUGCGUAUCAGUCGUUUUGCUGAGGUGUCCUCCACAAUGAUUGAUUUGUGGGAAAAUAAGAUAUCAAUGGCAGAGAAACUUGAGUUCAAAGUCAGUUGGCUUCGAGAGCGAUUUCAGGAUGUGAAAAAGGAUUUUUAUGGGAAAAAGAAUCUUAACAUCGAAUUACUGGAGAAGUCUCAGUCUUUUCAAGCUGCGAAGGAUGAGUUAAAGAAAGCACAGGAAAAUGUUUGGUCUCUGAAGAGUAGGAUUAGGCUCUUGCACAAGGAGAAGUUAAUGUACUCGGACAAAGAUAGAAGUCUACUUCUUCAAGGUUUGGUGUAGGGGUAACUGCCAACAGUGUUGAUACAUUUUAGAUCCUCCCUAAAUUAGUAACCUUACAAAGAGGGUACUUUUCCUCUUUUUUUUAACCAUCAGAGUCAUUGUGGGGCUAGUAUGUGAAGUUUUACUAUUUUCUGGUUCAACAGUCUUGAAGGUUUUUUUUUGUCUGUGUAUCAAAAACCACCUCCCUGUAUUUAAAACCCCGAAUUCUAAUUAACGAACACUACUAGAUUAAUCUCAAUGUUAGAGGCUACAAAAAAGUGCAUGUCA
Papaver somniferum (opium poppy) is the source of this 4284-nucleotide messenger RNA. RefSeq lists its product as uncharacterized. The transcript is spliced from 36 exons. Lineage: Eukaryota; Viridiplantae; Streptophyta; Magnoliopsida; Ranunculales; Papaveraceae. The coding region runs from base 145 to 4017 and encodes 1290 amino acids. The record is from RefSeq and is a predicted model, not a curated record.